AUGCACCGCUUGAUGGGGGUCAACAGCACCGCCGCCGCCGCCGCCGGGCAGCCCAAUGUCUCCUGCACGUGCAACUGCAAACGCUCUUUGUUCCAGAGCAUGGAGAUCACGGAGCUGGAAUUCGUACAGAUCAUCAUCAUCGUGGUGGUGAUGAUGGUGAUGGUGGUGGUCAUCACGUGCCUGCUUAGCCACUACAAGAUGUCCGCACGGUCGCUCAUCAGCCGGCACAGCCAGGGCCGCCGCAGAGAAGACGCCCUCUCCUCUGAAGGCUGCCUGUGGCCCUCAGAGAGCACCAUGUCUGGCAGCGGGAUCCCAGAGCCACAGAUCUAUGCCCCACCGAGGCCUGCUGACCGCCUGACUGUGCCCCCCUUCACCCAGCGGGACCGCUUCCACCGCUUCCAGCCCACCUACCCAUACCUGCAGCAUGAGAUUGACCUGCCGCCCACCAUCUCGCUGUCGGAUGGCGAGGAGCCCCCACCCUACCAGGGCCCCUGCACACUCCAGCUGCGGGACCCUGAGCAGCAGCUGGAGCUGAACCGCGAGUCGGUGCGUGCGCCCCCGAACAGAACCAUCUUCGACAGCGACCUGAUGGACAGCAGCCUGCUGGGCGGCCCCUGCCCCCCCAGCAGUAACUCGGGCAUCAGUGCCACAUGCUACGGCAGUGGUGGGCGCAUGGAGGGGCCUCCCCCCACCUACAGCGAGGUCAUUGGGCACUACCCUGGGUCUGCAUCCUUCCAGCACCAGCAGGGCAGCGGGCCACCCUCCCUGCUGGAGGGCAGCCGACUCCACCCCGCACACAUCUCGCACCUGGAGAGCACAGUGGUCUGGAGCAAGGAGAAGGAUAAACAGAAAGGACACCCUCUCUAGGAAUCCCAGGGGCUGGGGCAGCCGUAGGUGAAAAGGCACAACACUCCGCACUUCUUAGGAGAAGAGAGAGAGAGGACAGGAUGACACAGAAAACACGACACGUACCCAUCCUUCCCUCAUCUCUCUGUGUAUAAAUAUUUACAUGUUCUGUUUGGUCUGAAUGCACAAGCUAGAAAGCUUGCAAAAAACAAAACAAAACAAACAAAAAAAAAAAACGUUUCUUUGUUGAGCUGUGUCUUGAAGGCAAAAGAGGAAAAAAAAAUCCUACACUAGUGUUUUUUUGUUUCUAGUUGAGCUGUGUGCGUGAAUGCUUAUUUUCUUUUUGUUUAUGAUUAUUUCACUUAACUUUAAAGACAUAUUUGCACAAACCUUGGUUUAAAGAUCUGCAAUAUUAUAUAUAUAAAUAUAUAUAAAAUAAGAGAAACUGUAUGUGCAAGGGCAGGAGUAUUUUUGUAUUAGAAGAGGCCUAUUAAAAAAAAAAGUCGUUUUCUGAACUAGCAGAGAAAAAAAAAUGGCAAUUUUUGAGUGCCAACUCAGAAAGUGUGUAUUACCUUGUACAAAAAAAAAAAAAAUUACAAAGCAGGGGUUUAGAGUUAUUUAUAUAAAUGUUGAGAUUUUGCACUAUUUUUUAAUAUAAGUAUGUCAGUGCUUGUUGGAUGGAAACUUCUGUCGUGUCUGUUGAGACUUUAAAGGGAGAAACGUGGGCAGUGCAGAGGAGCCGUUAGGCAGAAGGGUGUGAGUUCCCCGGGAUGUCCUUCUGUCCAGGAUGGUGAUGCUUCUGUUUAGUGGUAGACUAUUGCCAUAUUGUACAUUCCCUACCGAAGGAGGCGCGGUUCUUUGCUCCUGGCCGUUUCAAUCCAAACAAAACCCAGAACAGCCUUUGGAUUGCGGAUGAAAUAGGAAGCUUGCUCCAGAAACGCCACGUGCCAGGUGGUGACUUUUCCGAAAUGAAAAUAAACUGUUACUGAAGGAAUCUUAGUUUUUCUUCCUCUUUUACUUUUUGAACAUGAAGGUCCCCAUGGGAAGGGGCUGCGGUGGCCCCCCUGAAGCUGCAGCCAGGAACCCACCCGAGAGGUUCAGGUGCUUGUUUGGGCGGCACACCUUUGGGGCAACUCACUGGCCCGGCAUGUAUCGGCAAAGGUUGGCACAGCACCCUGGUGUAUAGGAAAAGUCCAAAGUAUUAGGAAUUUGAGCUCCUCCCUGUCUGUUUCCUACUGAGGCCAAUCAGCAGAAGACCCAAGAUGAAAAGGUGACACGCCCAGGUUUCUCCCAGGACAUGUGAAAGGAUUAAAAUGAGAAAAACAAACCAACACUAACCCGCGCUUUAUGCUUUAGAAGCAGAAUUCCUUACCUUCUCCUCCACACCCUCCCAUCCCUCCCCCACGGAAACAAUCACUUUUGGUGUGUUUAUUUAUCUGUGUUUUCAUGAGCAUCUUUGUCGGGCUCAACUCUUGUUUACAAGGUUUUUGUUGAGUCGGUUUGGGGUUGGCGGGACCCCUUGGUGAUGGCAUGCAGGUGGGCACAGGCGGGUGUAGAUAGACACUAUGGAAGGAGAGAGAAGUGGGGGCUUCUGGAGGCCCACCAGGGACCGUGGGUGGAGCUUGGCCUCCUUUGGCAUUAAGUGCAAGGAUGUGCUAGUAUUUGAUGGCAUGACCCUCUCGCCCAGGUAGGAAGAGAAGUCCCCUGCCUCCCACCCUGUGCAUGUGUCUUUAUUUUUGGCAGAACGCUGACUAGUAGACUAGCAUAAAAGGAAGAUAUGAGGCAAUAACUAUUGUUUUUAAACAACUUUUUUAUUACUUGAAAAACAGAAACCUGAGAACAGUUUUGAAGUUCCGACCAUUUGAACUCUAUUUAUAUAUAUAUCCACACACACAUAUAUAUAUAGACACACACAAUAUAUAUAUUUUAGGAAGAUGGAGACCAAUAGGUGAUGUUUGAGCUUUCCACUGACCUGCCUGGCAGGAAGUCCUUGUACCUUGAUAACAUCAGAACCUGCCUCUCCGCGGGGCCUUCAGCCUCAAUGUCGUUUCUCUUUCGAAGAGGAUUCUCCUAGAAGGCCAUGCAGCAAAAUUCAGAGAGAUUGUUCUGAAAGGUACAGGGGCACAUUUAUAGAUGAAGUUUUUACAAGCGUAUCUUUAUGUGAAGUGUCUCUCUAGUGCCUUACUGAGGAAGCAUUGGCCCCCUUGUUCCCAGGGUGGAAUGGGGGGUGCCCCUGGACAGCGGUAAUAAAGGGCUACUGAGUCUACUGAAGCAUCCCUGUCAACACCCGCUCCUGCCCUCCCUUGGACGUGCCCAGCUUUGUGAGGACCCCCUCCCACCACUCCAGCCGCGUUAAGCUCUAUGUAUCACUCAUAUCUGGGUCCAAAACCUGGACGUGAGUCUUUGUUAGAGUGGCAUCAGCCAAAAGCCAGGUCGAAGUGUGCUCCGUGCCCUCUAGAGCCAAACUUGAAUCCUGUUGCCUCGCUGUGGGCUCUGUAUUUGCUGUUUGCGACAAGCUAGAGGAAGGAAGGAGGGGCAGGUCACUGACCUGGCUGGCUUGAGGGCAGAGUGUGCACCCCAAAUUGCAACCCAGUGCUAAAGUCCAGGAGGUAAAUUUGCACUGUCCCUGGGCCUGGUGCCCAAGGCGUGACAGUGGCAGAAGUUCAUGGGGGUGGGAGCUUGUCAGAGGCAGGGCAGGUCCCAGGAAAACCAGAGGAACCGUUUGUCCAGAAACUACUGCCAGACCAUACCCUCUUCUCGAGAUACUGGCUGCAGCGCCAUUAUCUUUGGAAAGCAUUUGAACACACUUCGACAGCCCCCUUUUCCCCUUGGAAGUUAGGUGGUAGUCCUCGGGGUGGCUGGUAGGGGGACCAGGUGGGUUUCAGGGGUCAGGACUGCCUGCCAUCCCAUCCUGGGUCAAGAGGAAGUGGCCAAGCUGGCUUUCUCUCACUCGUGUUUCCUCAGAAGGAAAACCAUUUCCCCGCCAAGCCUGGGUCUACCAGAUGGACUUAGCCAAUUGCACUAGAGCCCUCCUGGCCCGGAAACACCCAGUGUUUUUGCAGAGUUGAAAGUGACUCCUGUCCCCAGGUCGAGUCCACUCCCUGUCCCUGUCAGCCGUCCCCAUGAGUGGUACAUCUCAGAGCAUUUUUUUUUCUCCUACCUGCAACACAAAGCUUCCAGAACCAUAGAACACCCUAAUGAUACAGAAGGAGAUGUUUUUUCGGAAAAACGUGCUUCACAUUCGCUGUACCAUAGAGCUCAGAAGGCCGCGCCGCGUUCCGUCUGCCUGCCUGAUGUGUUGGCCACGUUCUUUUGUACUGAGUACAACGCCAUGGCGUCGCUUUCUUGGUGUUGGAAUCCCGCUUCCUUUGCAGCCCUGUUUCCCAAGUUGUGUUGGAGUUAAACUUCUGUAAGCCCCCCACAGCACGCUGGGUACAGCACCCCUGUUGCUGCUCCACGCGACUGUAUUUGGAUGCUAAUCCACAGAUCCAAUGAAAUCGCUUGUAUCAGUAAUCAAUAGUGGCAAAGAUGACGUUCUGAAAAGCUGCAAUACUUAUACAAUAAAUUUUACAAUCCUUUGGAA
This is a messenger RNA of Loxodonta africana (African savanna elephant), 4429 nucleotides long. It is a transcript of the gene PMEPA1, whose product is annotated as prostate transmembrane protein, androgen induced 1. The record is from RefSeq and is a predicted model, not a curated record. Gene Ontology annotation, molecular function: R-SMAD binding. The transcript is spliced from 4 exons. NCBI's taxonomy places the organism in Eukaryota, Metazoa, Chordata, Mammalia, Proboscidea, Elephantidae. Bases 1 to 867 code for a protein of 288 amino acids. Gene Ontology annotation, cellular component: early endosome membrane; Golgi membrane. Gene Ontology annotation, biological process: negative regulation of transforming growth factor beta receptor signaling pathway.